Messenger RNA from Paramacrobiotus metropolitanus, 938 nucleotides. RefSeq lists its product as uncharacterized. The record is from RefSeq and is a predicted model, not a curated record. Lineage: Eukaryota; Metazoa; Tardigrada; Eutardigrada; Parachela; Macrobiotidae. The transcript is spliced from 2 exons. The coding region runs from base 158 to 757 and encodes 199 amino acids.
AUUUUGUUGACUAAUUGCCUUUCCGGUUAUCGGCCCCGGCGGCAUUAUUGUUACCUAAGCAGUUUGUAUGUUUCGUUGUAACAUUCCAGCUAAUGAGCUCCUGUCUCUACUAAACGGUAGCCCGAACCACAUUUGAACGCUGACCUAUGCUUUAACGAUGCUUGUUAAGGGUUCAACAAAUGACUUUACAAGAUAUUGCGUACAAAAUAGUAAUAAAAGCCGAACCUCUCGAAACUUUAACAGUCAGUUUGUUCUUCCGUUGUACUCGUAUUAUCUACUCUUCUUCGUGGGUCUAGCAAGUUUUAACAUGCAUUCAGGAUGUUUGCUUCUGUCUGUAAUUAGCAUUUCGAUAUUGGCGGUUGUGCAAGGGUCAUCCAAUAAAACUAUCAUUCCAAAGGACUAUUUUCUCAAGGGUCCCUUCGUUAUUCACGAUGUUGUCGUCCUCACGGCGGAGACCCGACGUCAGCGGAAUCGCGCGCUAGACAAUCAUGUCCAGCCCCAGUGGAAAAAGGCGCUGGGUGGGACAGUGCAGGACAUCAAACUGGAUGUAACCAGAGACGGGCCAUAUCCUGCAGACGAACCGGGGACGAAGUCCGACCCUACCGUCCGCUUGAUCCAUUACGAUAUCCAUGGAACAGCGGCGGGGAAGUUCAAUCAAAUUGAAGUGCGCGAUAAAGUCCACAGCAGACUGGGGACAUACCAGCUAGAUAAAGUGGUGGGAACUGUUCCGGAUGACAUCAGACAUAAUAUUAUUUAAGCGAGUAGCUGAACAAUUUCAUCAGUGAAUCGAACAAAAUCUUCGUGAGAUUUGUUUCAGUCUGCAAAAAUUCCCAGUACAACAUCAGAAUAUCAUAUUCAUACGUCAGACUCUGCUGAAUGGAGCAGUUGGAAUGGUCUGUAGAUUGGUCUUUAGAUUUUAUUAGAUGUAUGCUUCAGAA